This is a messenger RNA of Myripristis murdjan (pinecone soldierfish), 2087 nucleotides long. It is a transcript of the gene carnmt1, whose product is annotated as carnosine N-methyltransferase 1. Gene Ontology annotation, molecular function: carnosine N-methyltransferase activity. Gene Ontology annotation, biological process: carnosine metabolic process. Gene Ontology annotation, cellular component: nucleus; cytosol. The transcript is spliced from 8 exons. NCBI's taxonomy places the organism in Eukaryota, Metazoa, Chordata, Actinopteri, Holocentriformes, Holocentridae. Bases 12 to 1244 code for a protein of 410 amino acids. The record is from RefSeq and is a predicted model, not a curated record.
AGCUCUCAGACAUGGCCGAGACAACAGGGGAGGCGGCGCACGACCGACCUUAUUUUUACAAAGAAAGACUGAAAUAUACCCCCGAGGAGGAGGCGAAGCUUGAAAGACAGCAUUUCUGGAAAGUUAUUGAUGCUUUUAGAUAUUACAGAAUCCAUGUGCAGGAGCAGAUCAAGCGUGCGGAGCGUCAAUUUCAAAGCCUCCCACAGCACCACCAGAAGUUGCUGCCAGGUGUGCUGCCCAACCUGGCUCGCAUCAGCCAGUGUGUGGACCACAACCAGGAGGUGCUGCAGGCCAUCGUCUACAACUGCAUCCACAUGUUUGAGAACAUGGAGUACGGCGAGAGGGAGGAUCCCAGGAAGGUGCGUCCAUCUUCUACGUUUGACAUGGAUAAGCUAAAGUCCACCAUAAAGCAGUUUGUUCGAGACUGGAGUGAGGUGGGCCAGGCUGAGAGGGAGUCCUGCUACCGGCCGCUCAUCCAAGAGAUCCAGAGACUCUUCCCCAGUGACAAAUAUGAUGUGUCUAAGGUGAGCGUGCUGGUUCCGGGUGCUGGGCUUGGCCGUUUAGCCUGGGAGAUCGCUCGGCUGGGUUAUAUUUGCCAGGGAAACGAAUGGAGCUUCUUCAUGCUGUUCUCUUCAAACUUUGUUCUUAAUAGGUGUGACAAGGUGAACUCUCUGACCCUGUACCCCUGGAUCCACCAGUUUAGCAACAACAAGAAAUCAUCUGACCAGACACGGGCGAUCAGCUUCCCUGAUGUGAACCCCCAGAGCUUGCCGCCUAACGCAGACUUCUCCAUGGUGGCAGGGGAUUUCCUGGAGGUUUACACUGAGUCAGACUCCUGGGACUGUGUGGCGACCUGCUUCUUUAUUGACACGGCUCACAAUGUCCUCGAAUAUGUGGAGACCAUCUGGAAGAUUCUUAAGCCUGGUGGGGUGUGGGUCAACCUGGGCCCUCUGCUGUACCACUUUGAGAACAUGGCCAAUGAACUCUCAAUUGAACUUAGCUACGAAGACAUCAGGGCAGCUAUCAUUAAAUAUGGCUUCCGCAUAGAGGUGGAGAGAGAGUCGGUUCAGACCACCUACACAGAGAAUGACCGCUCUAUGUUAAGAUACGUUUAUGACUGUGUCUUCUUUGUGGCACGGAAACCUGUUCAUGUGUGCGCCAACGGUCAAGAAGACAACCAAUCACAGAACUCACCACCGGCUGCUAAGUCACCGAGGAGAGAGGAGGCCGACAGCCUGACGUGAACACCGGUCGGCUGAUUGACAAAAAGAAAAGAAAAUGGAUAUAGCAGCAGCAGCAGAGGCAGAACACAAUGGAUAUGAUGUUUUUUUCUGUCAUACUCAUUUUUAUGAUGAAACUUGCACAAGUCUGCAAACCCACCUCUUUUUGGGGGGUGGAGGGACAGGUGAAACACUUGCUAAUGGCUCAAAUCAAGUGUCUUAUGAACUACAGUACAGUGUCGUCUUUCAGCCCUUUUUUUUUUGCCAGGCACUAAAUUGGAAAUCUGCAAGGGCUUUCUGCCUCAGUAGUGAAGUAGUACUGUCUGUGCAUGAAACCUAGUGAGCCUAAAUAUAUUCCUCGACACUUUGGUUUCAGUCACGUCUGUUGCACUUCCUUGCUUUUACUGAUUUGUGUGUGAGCGACAGUGAGGAGUGUACCGUACCUCUUUUAGCUCCAUAUGCCUGCAGUUUUGUUGACUCUUAUCUCCGCUGUCUUCUACUGCCUGAGGUUUGGUGUGUUUGAUGGGACAUAAUGAUUGUGGAUUUGAGUCUUUUUACAUUCAUCAUUUACAUAUGAAAUAAAAUUUAUAUUUUUUUUCUUUUUUACUCAGAUGCAGUGCUCAACAAACGGCACUGAAAAUGAAACCAGAGCUUUUCUGGAUCCAAAUAAGUUCUUAAAACCUGCCAUAAUGUUGAGAAAGUGUGAAGUUUGGUCAGAUGAUUAGGAAUAAGUUAUGAAGUUAUUGUGUGACUGAAUGUGUUUCAUCAAUUUGUGGCAAUUUCUACACUUUGAAAUAAAGGCAGUGAUUUUCAAAAAAAUAAAAACAUAUUUAUUGAAGCUGUGCAGCGCUGUUUCCUAAUCUCCCA